AUGCUCUUUUCCAUUGAUUAUUUUUCAUCCGUUACUUACUUUCCUUUCUAUCUCUCUCUUUCUCCCUUUUUUCUAUUCUUUUCCUCUUCCUUUCUUUUCCUGCAUUCUUCAUUUAUUUCUCUUCUUUCUGUCUUCUCUCAUUUUCUAUCACCAUCUUUUCUUAUUUUCUCCCUAAUUUAUGCAUUUCAUUUAUUUUCUUUUGUUUUCUUUCCCUCUCUUUCACCCACGUUGUUUUUCCUCAUCUUUUUUAUUUCUCCCCCUUUUUCCAUUAACAUUCUGUCCUCUCUUUUCUUAAUCCUUCUUCCUCUUCAUCUCCCCUCCUUUCUUCUUCUUCUUCUUCUUCUUCUUCUUCACCUCCACCUUCUUCCUAUUCACCUUUCCCCUUUCUUCCUCUCACCUCCUCCUCUUUCUUUUACACCGUCCACUUUUUACUCAAUUACAAACGACCUGUCUUUCUUUACUCAUGCAAUUCCCCAUUCAUUGCUUACCAAGAUGAGAUUCAGUUCUGGCCAACACUGUACUUAUUUCUGA
Messenger RNA from Acanthosepion pharaonis, 531 nucleotides. Lineage: Eukaryota; Metazoa; Mollusca; Cephalopoda; Sepiida; Sepiidae. The record is from the annotation of a GenBank genome assembly.